AUGAAGAAAAAGGAGGGUGUUCAUUCGUUCUGGGUGUUUGUUACGUACUCGCAGUGUACGAUUGACGACAAGGAGGAGUUUGAGCGGUUGUUCAGGGACGCGCUGAAGCAGUUUGCGCCGCAGGCGAAAUACUUCGGAUGUCGAGAGCGACAUGAAGAAAAGGGUAUUCACUACCAUGUGCUGGUGAACCUGGGGUUUCAACCAACAUGGACGAUGGAACGAGCGCGGGCGCGAUUUACGGUGAUUGGCAACAUGUCCAAGUCAAUCAACUUGACGCCCAACAGGUCAGCGAACAUGUGGAGGUUUGUUCGGAACCAUGUGGAAUAUGUUCAGAAAAACGGGGAUGUAUUCGGUAAAGCGUUCUCAGUGAAACCGGGGGGCGAAAGAAAGCAGCUUUGGCGCGAGUACAAGCCUGUCGAAUUAAAAAAAGAAUAAGGCGCGGUAUAGUGACGGCCAUGAUGCCAGAAAGUAGUACAGUACAGAGAUG
This is a messenger RNA of Aspergillus japonicus CBS 114.51, 487 nucleotides long. RefSeq lists its product as uncharacterized. The transcript has a single exon. Gene Ontology annotation, biological process: DNA replication. Bases 1 to 435 code for a protein of 144 amino acids. NCBI's taxonomy places the organism in Eukaryota, Fungi, Ascomycota, Eurotiomycetes, Eurotiales, Aspergillaceae. The record is from RefSeq and is a predicted model, not a curated record.